CAGACGAUUCUUGAGUUUGUUCGUUCGUGAGUUGUGUGUAGUAGGUGCCCACCCCCUAUUGCACACGGAUGAACACAUACACACGACCGUAGUUGUCGUGCAGGAAAGAUAGAAGAAGGGCGUCUAUAACAUUUUUCGCGUGAUAAAAAAGAGUGGUUGAGAUCGAGCCGAGGCUUUGUGCAGAGAAGGUGUCGAUUUUUCUCUCGCAAGUUGUCGUGUUCGGACGAAGACUUAGAACUUCGAACGACCCCCCCCCCCCCCCAAAAAAAAAACAGAAGAAAAACACAAUAACCCUCCCAACAUUCCUCGAAUUGCGUGAGGCUUCAGUGAUGGCGAUUUCUGUUUACAUCUGUGUCUUGGCUAGUUCAGUCGACCAAACUUUGACACUGGCUGUCUAGCUUGCCAAUCAACGAUAGAGCCCACUGCCUGUACAGAUUCCCAGAUUGGACGCACACACACAGGGCAUUGCUUCAGAGCUGAUUCUCUGCGUCUCUCUCUCUCCCCUCCCUGGGUGUUUCAUCCUGUUUGAACUCUGGAGGGGGGAAAAGUUUCAGUCACUUUCUGAAAGCGAGUACUGUGUGCUACAGCAAGCAGUCUUCGUGCUGCCAAUUCUCUCUUCACAAAUGUCCUGAACGAUUUCAUCCCUCUCACUGUUGUGUGUGUGUUAUUCGCAGCACUGCAGAACAAACAUAGGGGCACCCCUCAUUUCGUAUAUAUACCCUGCCACAGCCAUUGUGCAGGCAGCAGCCAGGCCUGUUGGCACGCACAUCGACGCCCGAGUGAAAGUGAAAGCGCCGUGGUGUUCGGGCGGUCGUUAUUCCGACAAAUAAAAUUCACAAUUUUUUCCUUUUUAAUUCGUUUCUUUCAGUUGUUAUCUUUUGCUCGUUUGUUCUAGUGAUGCUAUCCCAUGCUUCCGUGACGGCGUAAAAAUUUGAGCGAACGGGGAAAUAGAGAAAAAAAAGUUUGGUUUUCCGUUUUGUGGUUUUGGGAGGAAGAAGAAUAAGAGUCGCGUGAAAAGAUUUCGUCGAGAAAAACGGCAGCCAGCCGGGGCAUUAAUCCCGGUCUCUUCCACAUAGCAUCCGCACGGAAUCCAGGACGGGGGCCUACGGGUUGGAGCCUCUCUUUCUCUCUGCCUAGAGCCGGUCACAUGAUUCCGCAGUGCGGAAUUGGUUCUUAAAGGAGCGCCAAAAAAGGAAGGAAAAAAAAGGAGAGGAGAGAAAAAGCCAUCAAAGAAAAUAAAAACGUCCGAAAAAACGGAAAAGAAGAAGAAGGACGUCUAAGACCCUGGCCAAAUCUGCGGUCAUCGUAAUUGCGCGUCAGCUGCAUGUUUUUCCAACACGGAGCCGCCAUGAAGAGGUUCACAUUUAAAGGAGUCUUGGACAAUUUCCGGCAAUCCGUGAGUCAGCCGACCAAAUCUGAGCAACCGGAGCUGGUCGAAACGCUGAAAACCGAGCACUGCCAACUAGCCAGAACGGCUCGUCAUGGAUUCCCGCAUCAACCGACCGCCUUGGCCUACGAUCCGAUUCAGCGGCUCGUCGCCAUUGGAACCAAAUCCGGAGCCAUUCGAAUACUUGGACGACCGGGAGUGAGCGUUCAAGUUCGUCACGAUCCGGUUCCAGAUCCGGCGGCGGUCGGAAGCGGUGCCCGAGGUGCUGAUGUCACGGGAGCGGCCGCCUCGUCCGUUAGUGCGGGAGCCGCCGGUGGUGGUGACGUUCCAGGUGGGAGCGGUGGCGUCACCCGGGGAAGCAAUGCCGGACUAGCCUCCGGAUCGGCUGGAAUCAAUCAUCACUCGGGAGCCGGGGCAGGUCCGGGGGGAGCCUCCAACCCCUCGUCGUCGGGUGGCGGCUCUGCCUCCUCCCUGGUUGGGACCGGAGGUGCCACAGGUGGGCAGUACAAUACCGCAGGCAGUUCAGCACCGGGGGCAGCCGGCCAGUCGGGCAACGUUCCACCCAACCAUGCUUCCGGCUCUGGUCAUCAUCCGUCUCACGGCACAUUUUCAACUACGGGUCCGGCCGUCAUCCAACUCCAGUUUCUCAUCAAUGAAGGAGCCUUGGUGUCGGCCACAUCCGACGACAGUCUCCACUUGUGGAACAUCCGCCAAAAGCGGCCGGACAUAGUUCACUCCCUGAAAUUCCAGCGUGAAAGGAUUACCUGUUUCCACCUGCCGUUCCAGAGCAAGUGGCUGUACGUCGGCACGGAACGCGGCAACGUCCACAUUGUCAACAUCGAAAGCUUCAGUCUGUCGGGUUACGUCAUCAACUGGAACAAAGCCAUCGAAUUAUCCUGCAAGACUCAUCCGGGUCCAGUCAUUCACAUCAGCGAUUGUCCUACGGAUCCCAGCAAGCUGCUGAUGGGAUUCGAGUCCGGUCUGGUCGUCUUGUGGGACCUCCGAACCAAAGUGGCCGACUCGCGUUUCAUCGCCAGCGAACCUCUUCGCUCCGUUUCGUGGCUCUCGGACGGCAAGCAGCUGAUUAGCGCUCACACUGACGGAUCGCUCUACACGUGGAACUCCAGGGCCGGACCAAGGCCGGCUCCCGUUUCCGUCACGUAUCCUCACGCUAAAGGAGGUCGAGAAGGCAAGCCGGAAUGCAAAGCCAUCCAGAAAGUCGAGUGGAAAUCAUCGACCAGCGGGGACCCCUUUGUUAUUUUUUCGGGCGGUUUACCACAAGACCGGCCCGGUCGAUCGUCCAGCAUCACCGUCGUUCACGGCCGUAAUACGACAGUCCUGGAAAUGGAACACAAUGUCGUCGACUUUGUCGCCCUGUGUGACACUCCCUGGACCAGCGCGGAAGAACAAGAUCCGCACGCCAUCAUCGUCCUGCUGCAAAAUGAUCUAGUCAUUGUCGACUUGCUGACUCCGGGCUUCCCUUGCUUUGAGAAUCCUUACCCGAUGGAUAUCCACGAGUCGGCCGUCACCUGCUGUCUCUACAUGGCCGACUGCCCGGGCGAUUUGAUUCCGGCCCUCUACUCGGUCGGCGCCCAAGGACACACGGGUUUCAGCAAGAGGGAAUGGCCCAUCAAUGGUGGCCAAUGGGGAUCGCUGGCCCCGAGCUACGCCGAAAUCAUCGUCACUGGACACGUCGACGGAACGGUCAAGUUCUGGGAUACGUCUUCGUUAUCGCUCCAGGUCCUCUAUCGAUUGAAGACCAGCAAAGUCUUUGAGAAAUCGCGAUCCAAAACCCUAAGGCCGGACGGAGAGGUCGCCGCGGCCGUCCUCGUCGGCGCCAACGAGCCCGGCAAACAGCACUUGGCCAUCAAACAGUUAGCCAUGUGCCCGGAGAAUAGGCUCCUGGCCAUAGCCGGAGCUUCCGGCCAUGUUGCUCUUUUCAAAUUCAGGCGCCAAGAAGUCAGCCUGGAAACGACCGUUUUGGGUGUGCCGCUCUUUUUUGAUAGCACAGAUGAGCCUCAGGGCUCGCCCUCGUUCGGUCCAGGAGCGGCCAAUCUGGAAUUUUGUCUGAGAAAAGAGCAACCAAAUCCUUUGAGUGUCAGAGGAGGCGUCUACCGACGCCCGCCGGGCUUCCAAGUCGAUUUGGUGUGUCUCAGCUCAUGGAUGGAUGGAGAAGCGCCAGGAUCCAUUACCGCCCUAUCUGUCAACUCGGCUUACGGCUUAAUGGCUUACGGCAACGACGGCGGACUGGUCCUAAUUGACAUCAUCCAGAAGUCGGUCCUUCUCAGCAUGGCCUCGGUGGAUCUUUACAGCUCGGCCGAUCCUUACACGCGACUCCCGCGCUCGCCCAAGAGACCCACCGACAGCGCCAACAGCCGAGCCGCGGCGGAUCUUGACGACAAUUCGGUCCGCUCACCUUCCUGCGAUCAGAACGAGGUUGUGGAGCAGAGCGUCGAUGAAGUAGAUACGAUCAAGCCCAGCAGCGAAUGUCUGGAAACGGAAGUGGACCGGGCCGUCGAAGCUCUGGCCGACGACUCUGAGCCAAAUCAGCCGGAAGCGACGACCGAGGAAGAGGGCGGCAAAACGGAAAAUGGCGCCCGCCAGAGAAAGAAGAAGAACAAUUUCAACUUGAAGAAGCAGCUGUCGAAGGCCGAUACGAAAUUGCGCGAUCUCUUCGCUCCCGUCAGCCGGCGAGGAUCGGGAGCCAGUACUGGAACUGGAACUGGGGGAGGAGGAGGAGCGUCGGGAGCUGGGGGUCUCGUUUCACCUCAUUUGCUGCCCGAUUCGAAGCCCGUCUCGCCGCAGGAAGAGCAUCCAGUUUUCCAUUUCCCCGAGCCGGCCAACUGUAAUGCAGCCCUUCCUCCCUUGCCGCCUCUUGCAGCCAGCGGCGAUAGUCCGGUCGAUAGUGCGGCCCCCAGGACCAAUCCGGAGAUUCCGCUUUUAUUCGACUCGGACGGCAAUCCCAUCCGACCUCCGCGCCGCUUGAAAAAGUCGCUCAGCGCGGCCGCCGCCACUUGCCAGCCCAAAUCGGUCGGUAACCGCGAUUCCGGAUGGAAGAGAACCUGGUACUCUAGCGACUCUGACUCGACGGCGGCCGCCACGGCCACAGCGGCCAUGGCGGCCCUAGCGCCGCCGGCUCCCAUGCAGGUCCUGGAUCUUCGUUUCGAUCCGAGCGACGAGUGCUGCCACACGGGAUUUUUGGACAGCCUGGUCAGGAAAUUUAACAAAUCGGACACGGCGUUCACGCGAUCCAGGAGUUCCAGCACUUCCAGUUUGGAGAAUCAUCCGAACGAGGCCGUCACCACUCUCACUUUCGCCGACACCUUGGCUCGCAAAUUAGACACGGCCGUUUCGGCUUCCUUGUGGGUCGGUACUAGCCAGGGUUCCGUUUUGGUGAUCGUGAUCAAUUUGGCCGCACCGGGAGAACCUCGCCUUACUCAACCGGUUAUGGUUUCGCCUAGUGGGAGCAUCUUCCGAGUCAAAGGCUCUAUGCUUUGCGUGGCUUUCAUUGAACCCUCUGGCAGCCUCAUCUCGAACCCGAGUGAACCGUGGCGGGACGAGACCAAAGAGGCUCGCGAUCAACCGGCGCGGACCGGCGCCGCUGGCGGCGUUGGCAACGACGCCCUUUCUAGCGACGACCAGUACACGGUGAUGGUCUCGGAGAAGCAGGCACGCGUCGUCUCUCUACCGUCGCAGACCUGUCUCUAUCGCGUCAACCUGGCGCCGGCCGAAGGCGCCUUCGCCGUCACAGCCAACGUCGUUAGUCUUAAAGAUGGUCCGUGUUUGGCCACGUUCUUAUCCAAUGGCCAUAUCCAAGUCUUCAGCUUGCCCAGCCUUCGACCGCUGAUGGAUGUCGAGUUCACUCCGUUGGUCGAGCUGAACUUCCAAACGAGUCGGCAGAAUUUGGUGGAUCCCAUGUUGAACAUUUGGGCGCAACAGCAGACGUCCGUCAACGAGGAUUCCGUCAAGAUCGCUAGGAACUUUCGUUUCACAUCACACGGUCACGGCAUGUACUUGUGUUCUCCCUCGGAAAUGGAAAAGUUUACCAUCUCUUCGGCAUUUGCAUCGACUCUCGGGGAUUUAAUGGGCGAGAUGUUCAUGCCGUGUGAAAUGCCCGAGCCGCCCAAAGAAGGAUUCUUCAAAGGUCUUUUCGGCGGAGGUGUCCGUCCGCUGGACCGAGAAGAACUCUUUGGUGAGUCAACGGGCAAAGCCGGUCGAGGCGUUGCUCGCCACAUCCCUGGACCAGCGGCCAACCUGGAGACGUUGACUUACAAGGCCGGCAGCGUCGCGGCCGAGGUGCAGAAGACGCGCCAGGCGCUCAACGAGCGUGGCGACAAGUUGGGCAUGCUGGAAGAUCGCACUCAAAGGAUGGCCAACGAGGCCGAAAAUUUCUCGAACGCUGCCCAUCAAUUAAUGGUCCGCUGCCGCGAAAGGAAAUGGUAUCAAUUGUAAUAGGAGACUGGAAGAACGAAAGAAAAGAAAAGAAAAUAAGGUGGGCGCGGACGCAGCCUGGAGAUGAAGGAAAUGAAAGCGACAAAUCACGGCUCCUAAAGAAAAACGGACAUCUCCAUCGCACACACGGUCAUCAUUUUCUGUCAAGCUGGACAAUACUUCUUUUAUUUCGGGUUGUUUCCAUUUCUUUCCAUCUCUUUCUUCUACCUCUUUCGCUUUCUAAAAAAUCCCCCUCGAGAUUGGGUUUUACCUUUUUGUUUUUGUAAAAUGUAAAAGUUGAAAAUUUCCAUUCGAAAUUUUGUUCGGGGAAAAGUCUUUUAGGAACAAAAAAAAAAGAAAAAUCAACUAAUCUGCGUCUAUUGUCAUUGAUGACAACCCGCUUUUGCCACCUCUCGUGAAACUUCUUUGGUCCUGUCAUUUGCCCCCCUUGUUGCGGAAACUAAACGCGAUAUUACCACCCCACCACUCACAACAAAAUAUAAUAAUCUCUUAAUCUAUUAACAGGACAGGAAAAAAGAAAAGCAUCCCGGUUUUUUCUUUUAGUUUCUCCUCUCUCUUUCUCACCUUCAAGUAAAAAAAAAAAAAAAUUAUGAUGAGUACUUCUUCCAAUGCAAAUGUGGCGAUAGUUAUAACCUUUUUGUUAUGUUGUUGUUCCGGUCGGUCUCUUAUAUAAUUGAAACACUAAAAGGAGGGGGAAAAAUUAAACUGGAAGAAGCAAAAAAAAAAAAAUAAUAAAAAUAAAACCAAAUUCUAUUUAUACAUAUAGACUUUAGAUGACUUGAUACGUUAUUCCCCCCCCCCUCCUUUUCCCAUUAUGUAUCGAUUUGUUAGAGAGAGGAAGGAAAGAAAAAAAAAGAAAAGAAAAGAUGACCCCCCAACAAAACAAAUCUCUUUUGAUUCCAUCGGCACAAUAACCUUCCAUUCGUUGACUGAUAUAAUAUAAAUAUAUAUUACAUGCUCGUGUGUUGUAUUCUAGGCAAGACCCCUCCUCCCUUUUGGCUAACCUCCCAUCCCAUUAACUGGCGUACACACCAAAAAAAAAUGUACGGGAUCCAUUAGAAGUUUUGGGUAUUUUUUGUUUGUUUGUUUGUUUGUUGGUUGGUUGAGUUGAUUUUCCGCUAUCCGCGCCGGGUGGUGGGAAAAGGCAACACUUUAUUGGGAUCGUGUAUACUCUUGUUGUUGUUGAUUUGUUUCCCCCCCCUUUUAUCCUUCAUUUGAUUUGUUUACGUUCCUCUCUCUCUCUCUCCCCCCCCAAAAAACAAUCCCGUAACUCGGUUAACCUCCUCCCAUUUGUUGGCACACGCUCGGGAGUUUAUAUUGGAAGUACUUUUUUUGGCGCUAGUCUCUACUCUCUCUACUCUUUCUCUUUCUUACUCUUGUCUCUCCAUCAGUCCGAUCGGCCCAAAAUGGAGCGCCGAUCGCAUUGUUGUUGUCUCUCUUCCUUCCUGACAUCCUCUGUCUCCCUCAUCUUUUAACUGCUGUCACACCAGAGACUUAAUUGAAUGUAGCAGGUCAUAACAAAAAACUGAUGGGUUGUUCAAAUUUUUCCUUGUUUCUAGAAACUUUAUAGCGUGUUUAAUAAAACGGAGAAAA
This is a messenger RNA of Daphnia pulicaria, 7432 nucleotides long. It is a transcript of the gene Tomosyn, whose product is annotated as syntaxin-binding protein 5-like. Bases 1325 to 5839 code for a protein of 1504 amino acids. Gene Ontology annotation, cellular component: plasma membrane; SNARE complex; cytoplasm. Gene Ontology annotation, biological process: regulation of protein secretion; regulation of exocytosis. The transcript is spliced from 22 exons. Gene Ontology annotation, molecular function: myosin II binding; syntaxin binding; GTPase activator activity. The record is from RefSeq and is a predicted model, not a curated record. NCBI's taxonomy places the organism in Eukaryota, Metazoa, Arthropoda, Branchiopoda, Diplostraca, Daphniidae.